Molecule: messenger RNA, 2020 nt
Organism: Zingiber officinale
Lineage: Eukaryota; Viridiplantae; Streptophyta; Magnoliopsida; Zingiberales; Zingiberaceae
Product: probable apyrase 6
Exons: 8
Coding region: 166-1794 (542 amino acids)
Biological process (GO): nucleoside diphosphate catabolic process
Cellular component (GO): membrane
Molecular function (GO): nucleoside diphosphate phosphatase activity
Source: RefSeq, a predicted model, not a curated record
AGCCAUCCGAACGCAACAAUCCUUCUCCGCCGUGUUCCUCUUAGCCUCCGCCGCGGGCGGAGAUUCUCCGGCGAGGAAUAACGGCGGCGGCUGAAGCGGAAGCGGCCGUUCUGUAAAUAGAAGCCACACCGAUCUGAAAACCCUGGUUCUUGUGCGGCCGCAUUGAUGCGACGAUCGAAUGUCCGACCGUCGGAAGUCGGACCCGUACACGCACCCGAGACAUCGUGCGCGAUGAUCGCCUUCAAACCCCACCAGCUCCGUCCCCCCUCCUCCUCUUCCCGCUUUUCCAUCCUCCCCAAGCAUCGCCGUCCUCGCCGCCGCGCCGCCCUAUUCGGCUCCGCCCUCGCUGCCGUGCUUCUCUGCCUCUUCGUAGUCUCGAGAGGUCUCAAUCGCCCCAAAUACUCGAUCGUCGUUGAUGGCGGCAGCACUGGGUCUCGGAUCCACGUUUUCGCGUACAGGAGCGGGUGGGGAUCGUUGCCAGCCCUUGAUACAGGCCUUUCGGCGUCUAUGAAAGUCUCCCCGGGCCUCUCCUCUUACUCGUCGAAUCCGGAUACUGCUGGGAAGUCUCUGGCGGAACUGCUGGAGUUUGCUAAGGUUAAAGUUCCGCCAGAAGUGUGGGAAGAUACCGAAGUAAGGCUGAUGGCGACGGCAGGUUUGAGGUUGCUGGAUGCUUCGGUAGUGAAUAGGAUACUGGAGUCUUGCAGGAAGGUAUUGCGAUCUUCUGCUUUCAGAUUCCAGGACGAUUGGGCAUCUGUGAUUUCAGGCAGUGAUGAAGGCAUCUAUGCAUGGGUUGCAGCUAACUAUGCCCUGGGUACUCUAGGAGCUGAUCCUAAGAUUACUACUGGGAUAUUUGAACUUGGAGGGGCUUCAGCUCAGAUAACCUUUGUUUCGAGUGUGCCCUUGGUCUCAGAGUUCUCUCAUUUACUUACCAUUGGGAAAAUCACUUAUAACCUGUACAGCCACAGCUUUCUCAAUCUUGGUCAGAACGUGGCUUAUGACAUGCUUCAUGAAUUGCUUAGCUCAAGUGACCUAAAUUCAUCUGCAGAUUUUUCACAGGAAGCAAUCUAUGUGGAUCCAUGUACUCCUAGAGGAUAUGUGCAUGAAAUAGAAUCACAAACGUUUUCUUCUGGCCUUAUUCAUGCAAAGUCCAAAUUUAGAUCUUCCCAUGCUAAUGGUAACUUCUCCAAAUGUAGAAUGACUGCACUGAAGCUUUUAGCGAAGGAAAAUGAGAAAUGCUUGGAUCAAUACUGCCGGUUGGGACUUAAAUUUAUACCUAUUCUCGAAGGUAGAUUUUUUGCAACUGAGAAUUUCUUCUACACUUCAAAGUUCUUUGGCCUUGGAGAGACAUCGUCACUUUCUGAUUUGAUAUCAGCUGGAGAAAAGUACUGCAGUGAAGAUUGGUCACAAAUCAUAAAUGAAUACAAUACUUAUCAGAAGGAAGAUCUCUCAAAGUUUUGCUUUUCUUCGGCAUAUAUUUUGGCCCUACUGAACGAUACUCUUGAAAUUGAUUUGGAUGAUAGAAGGAUUGUAUUCGCAAAGCAGGUCGGUAAUGUACCCCUUGAUUGGGCAUUGGGUGCUUUCAUAGUCAGACAAGCUUUACAGCAAAAGAUUGAGACAUCCGAUCGUAUCACUGCAGUUGUCCGCAAUGAAUCAUCACCAUGGCUCUCUACAAUUGUUGCCUCCAUCUUACUAACCUUCGCAGCAUGGUUUCUCUUACGAUGCAUGAGACCGAAGUUGAAGAUAAUAUACGACUUGGAGAGAGGCCGUUACAUACUGACCCUGGUCAAACAGUAAUUCUGCAUCGGUUCGAUAUAUCAUCAUCAUUGCCAAAUUAAAUUUGUCCCAAUUAUUUGAAAUAUUAUUUAAUUCGAGAUAGUUUUGUGUCAACUAAUAGACUUAGAUCGAUCCACAUGUUAGUUUUCUGAUUUAUGAUCAUGUAUCAUAGGUGAUCCCCCUGUGUAUUUACUAAGAAAUCUAUAGUUGAGUUUCGCAUCCAAUAUAUUGGUCCCUUUUCCCCCGA